AUGUCAACUGUUGCACCACAAAUGAGACCUGAAGUUAAUCGCUCACAUACUUUUCCAUCCACUUCGGCGCAAAACACAAGACGUCGUCGCAGAGACACUUUUGUAGAACGAUUGCUCAAGGAUCCUAUGUUACAAACUAUGGCCGAUAUCGGUAAACAAGAAGGUGCAAUUAAACCGCUUCCUGCGCCGCAGCGCGCAAGAACCAUAAAUAUUUCUGAAUUUCAACAAUAUUAUCGUCAUUUUCAAGAUGCUUGUCAUCUCGUCACUGAAAAAGACCAUAUGACCGGAUUUAAGGUUCAUAAUUUAUAUUAUUUAGGUCAUAUUUUUAUCGGAUUUCCCUUAGCAAGGGAUAUUAAAUGA
Molecule: messenger RNA, 360 nt
Organism: Funneliformis geosporum
Lineage: Eukaryota; Fungi; Glomeromycota; Glomeromycetes; Glomerales; Glomeraceae
Source: the annotation of a GenBank genome assembly